AUGCCCUCAAAUCGCCGAGGUCGGCCAUUGACAACUGCAUUCUUUCUCUUAAUCGCCGCAUACAUCUUUCUAUUCCAACUACCUUUCAUUCACUUCCCUUGGUCCCAUCUCCGAAGACCGACACCCGUAAUAAACCAUGACGCUCGAAAAGAUAACAUCCACUUGACCGACGCACACCAGAUAUACCCUAUUAAAUCGACCAUUCAAUUACCUACAAGUCCAUCUCCACUUCCUCGCAUCCAACAUGAAUUCGAGCCAGAGAGUAGGUUUGAGCGCAAAGAAAGACUUCGCAGACAGAAAGUUGUGAAGCAGGAGUUCCUACACGCCUGGAACGGGUAUAAAGACCACGCCUGGCUUCGAGAUGAAGUAAACCCUGUCAGUGGGAAAUUCGAGGACUCAUUUAGUGGCUGGGGAGCCACAUUGGUGGAUUCCUUGGAUACUUUGAUUAUUAUGGGUCUGGAUGACGAAGUAGAGCUUGCAUUGGAAGCACUCGAGCAAAUUGAUUUCACAACCACAUUCAGCUCAGAGGUCAAUGUCUUUGAAAUCAUCAUUAGAUACAUGGGUGGUUUAAUCGGAGCCCACGACCUGACCAAUGGAAAAUACCCAAUCCUCCUUCAAAAAGCACAGGAACUCGGCGACAUGAUCUACCAUGCCUUCGACACACACAACCACAUGCCUCAGAUGCGCUGGAAGUGGAGCAGGUCUGCCAUCGGGCAAUCCAUCGAGCCCAUGAGAAAUACCAAUCUGGCAGAACUAGGCUCUUUGACGCUGGAAUUCACUCGCUUGACACAAUUGACCAAUAACCCGAAAUACUACGACGCCGUGCAGCGUAUCACGAACGAACUGGACAAAAAUCAGAUGAAAACCAAUGUCCCUGGUCUAUGGCCCGUGUCUAUUGACGCAAUGCGUCUGGACUUUACCGGUACUGAAUUUUCAAUUGGCGGUUGUGCCGAUUCGACCUAUGAAUACCUUCCUAAAGAGCAUAUUAUCCUCGGUGCUCAGACAGAUCAGUAUGAGAAGAUGUACAUCCGAGCUCUGGAUGCGAUCAAGCACAACUUGCUAUUCCGGGCAGUAACGAAGGACGAGGACAAGAAGAUUCUCUUCACCGGGGACUUGAAACUGGACCGUAGACAUGGCCCUAUCGUCCAGCACAGCUCAGACCAUCUCAAGUGUUUCCUGGGUGGAACAGUAGGACUGGCGGCAAAGAUCUUUAAUCGUCCCCAAGACUUGACAAUUGCUCGUGGACUCACAGAUGGAUGUAUCUGGGCGUAUGAUUCAAUGCCAACCGGGAUCAUGCCCGAGUCGUUCCAGUACACUCCCUGUAAAGACAUGGAUGAAUGUCCUUGGGACGAAAAGCGAUGGUAUGAGUCUGUCCUCAGGCAACCCCUUAAACAGAAGAAGGACCUUCAAGAAGCACAACAGAUCAUUGCUUCAGAGGGAGUUCCACCGGGGAUGGGUACAGCUAGGAACACCGCAUACAAACUGAGGCCCGAAGCACUUGAGUCUGUAUUCUAUAUGUACCGAAUCACAGGUGAUAAGUCUUUGCAAGAUGCAGCGUGGCGUAUGUUCCAGAACAUUGAAAAAAGCACUCGCACCAAAUACGGACACUCUUCCAUUGAGGAUGUUCGUGAUCCAAUAUCGAAUAUGGAAGACAAAAUGGAGAGCUAUUGGCUUGCCGAGACGCUCAAAUAUUUAUACCUCAUAUUUUCCGAGCCGGGCGUGGUUAGCUUGGACGAGUAUGUUUUGAGUACCGAGGCCCAUCCUUUCAAGCGAUCCUCUGGCUUUGUUUGA
Penicillium angulare is the source of this 1791-nucleotide messenger RNA. RefSeq names its product glycoside hydrolase family 47 protein. Gene Ontology annotation, molecular function: calcium ion binding; mannosyl-oligosaccharide 1,2-alpha-mannosidase activity. The record is from RefSeq and is a predicted model, not a curated record. Gene Ontology annotation, biological process: carbohydrate metabolic process; N-glycan processing. Bases 1 to 1791 code for a protein of 596 amino acids. The transcript has 3 exons. Lineage: Eukaryota; Fungi; Ascomycota; Eurotiomycetes; Eurotiales; Aspergillaceae. Gene Ontology annotation, cellular component: endoplasmic reticulum; Golgi membrane.